Molecule: messenger RNA, 783 nt
Organism: Lichtheimia ornata
Lineage: Eukaryota; Fungi; Mucoromycota; Mucoromycetes; Mucorales; Lichtheimiaceae
Product: chorismate mutase
Exons: 5
Coding region: 1-783 (260 amino acids)
Biological process (GO): aromatic amino acid biosynthetic process; chorismate metabolic process
Cellular component (GO): cytoplasm
Molecular function (GO): chorismate mutase activity
Source: RefSeq, a predicted model, not a curated record
AUGAGUAACUUUACCGACAAUCCUUUCGCACUCGACAAGUUACGCAACACUCUCAUUCGACUCGAAGAUACAAUCAUUUUUGCAUUGAUCGAACGAGCUCAAUUCGCAUUCAACAAGGCUAUCUACACACCGGGUGCGAUUGAAUUCAAUAGUGCAACUGAUGGACGUAGUUUCCUCGAAUACUUUUUAUGGGAGACCGAGAAAGUGCAUGCCAAGGUCCGCAGAUACACAAGCCCUGAUGAAUAUGCGUUCACAUCACCUUUACCAGCACCCAUCCUUCCCCCCUUGGAAUUCCCCAACUUUUUGUACCCCAACGACAUCAAUGUCACCAGCAAGAUCAUGGACAUGUACAUCAGCUCUAUUGUGCCUUCAAUCAGUGCCGAGGGUGAUGAUCAGCAAUAUGGUAGUUCGGCAACGAGAGAUAUCGAGUGCUUGCAGGCAUUGAGUCGGCGUAUCCAUUAUGGCAAAUUCAUUGCAGAGAGCAAGUUUAGAGAUGAUCCAGAGGAAUACACUCGAUUAGCCCUUGCCAAUGAUCGUGAAGGCAUCAACGAAUUGCUCACAAACCGUGCAGUCGAGAAGAAGUUAUUGGAACGGCUACGACAUAAGGCUCUGGUGUAUGGUCAAACAUUGGAUCAGGAACAAGAGGGUACAAGUACACAUUUACGUGUUCCCGUGGAAACAGUGGUCGAAUUGUACGAGCGAUGGGUCAUCCCCCUUACCAAGGAAGUCGAAGUGGAUUACCUUAUUGUGCGUGGCCUUGCAUACAAGAAAGAUCAACAAUAA